AUGUCCGAGUUGCGAUUCGAUAACCAAACGGUGGUCGUCACCGGUGCCGGUGGUGGUCUGGGAAAGGCAUAUUCUCUCUUCUUCGCCUCAAGGGGUGCAAAUGUCGUCGUGAACGACCUCGGUGGCUCUCACAAGGGCGAGGGCAAGUCAGGAAAAGCUGCAGAUGAUGUCGUCCAGGAGAUCCGCGCUGCUGGCGGUAAGGCCGUCGCCAACUACGAUAGCGUCGAGAAUGGCGAGGCCAUCAUUGAGACUGCCAUCAAGGCAUUCGGCCGUAUUGAUAUUCUGCUGAAUAACGCUGGUAUUCUGCGGGAUAUCAGUUUCAAGAACAUGAAGGAUGCCGACUGGGAUUUGAUCAACACAGUUCACACCUACGGUGCAUACAAGUGCGCAAGAGCAGCAUGGCCUCAUUUCCGGAAACAAAAGUUCGGCCGUAUUAUCAACACUGCCUCUUCUGCGGGUCUAUUCGGUAGCUUCGGCCAGGCUAACUAUUCAGCCGCCAAGCUCGGCCAGGUCGGUUUUACCGAAACCUUGGCCAAGGAGGGCGCCAAGUACAACAUUCUCGCUAAUGUUAUUGCUCCUAUCGCUGCUAGCCGCAUGACCGCAACUGUCAUGCCCCCAGAUGUUCUGGAGAACCUCAAACCUGACUGGGUUGUUCCCUUGGUUGCUGCCCUUGUGCACUCAUCGAACGUUACAGAGAACGGUGGUAUUUACGAGGUCGGCGGUGGCCAUGUUGCCAAGCUCCGCUGGGAGCGAGCUAAGGGUGCUCUCUUGAAGACUGAUGAUUCCCUCACUCCCGGUGCUAUUGCCCGAAAGUGGAACGAUUUGAACGACUUCUCCCAGCCAGAAUACCCUAAUGGCCCUGCCGACUUCAUGAGCUUCUUGGAAGAUGGCUUGAAGAUGGCCAGUGCCCAGCCUGGAGAGGAGCCUGACUUCAAGGGCCGUGUUGCUCUGGUCACUGGAGGUGGUGCUGGCCUUGGUCGCGCAUAUUGCUUGCAGUUUGCCAAGCUUGGUGCCUCCGUUGUCGUUAAUGAUCUUGUUGACCCUGAGCCCGUUGUUCAGGAGAUCAGAAAGCUGGGUGGUCAGGCUGUUGGCAAUAAGGCCAGCUGCGAGGAUGGUGAUGCCGUCGUCAAGAGCGCCAUCGAUGCCUUUGGCCGCAUUGAUAUCCUGGUUAACAAUGCCGGUAUCCUGCGCGAUAAGGCAUUCACUAACAUGGAUGACAACCUAUGGAACCCUGUUAUCAAUGUGCACCUGCGUGGUACGUACAAGGUGACGAAGGCCGCCUGGCCCUACUUCCUCAAACAGAAGUACGGUCGUGUUGUCAACACCUCCAGUACCAGCGGUAUCUACGGCAACUUUGGCCAGGCCAACUACGCCGCUGCUAAGCUUGGUAUCCUGGGUUUAUCCCGCACUCUUGCCAUGGAGGGUGCCAAGUACAACAUCAAAGUCAAUACCAUUGCCCCUAACGCGGGUACCAACAUGACCCGUAGUAUCAUGCCCGAGGAGGUGGUCCAGGCUCUCAAGCCCGACUACGUUGCUCCUCUUGUAGUCCUGCUGUGUUCUGACAUGGCCCCUGAGCCCUCUACCAAGGGUCUAUUUGAGUGUGGUAGUGGCUGGUUCAGCCGCACCCGCUGGCAGCGCUCUGGUGGCCACGGCUUCCCCGUGGACGUUAAACUUACCCCCGAGGAGGUGCUUCGCAACUGGAAGCAGAUCACCAACUUUGAGGAUGGUCGUGCUGAUCACCCCGAGGACGGCCAAGCCGGUGCGGAGAAGAUUAUGGCCAACAUGUCUAACCGAGCACAUGGCAAUGUCUCGGCCGAGAACGAGACCCUGAAGAACAUUGCGAAGGCGAAGGCUCAGUCAAGCGAAGGUACGCCUUUCAAUUACGAGGACCGCGAUGUGAUCCUGUACAACCUCAGCGUGGGCGCCAAGCGCACCGACUUGCCUCUGGUCUAUGAAAACAACGAUCAGUUCCAAGCUCUUCCCUCGUACGGUGUGAUCCCCUGGUUCAACACCACUACUCCCUGGAAUCUGGACGACUUAGUGAAGAACUUCUCUCCUAUGAUGCUGCUCCACGGCGAGCAGUACAUGGAAGUUCGCAAGUUCCCCAUCCCCACCACCGCCAACACCUUGACCUACCCCAAGCUCAUUGAUGUUGUUGACAAGGGUAAUGCAGCCAUCGUUGUGGCCGGUUACACCACCAAAGAUGCCAAGACCGGCGAGGAUCUGUUCUACAACGAGUCCAGUCUUUUCAUCCGUGGUAGCGGCGGAUUCGGAGGCUCCCCCAAGCCCACGGUCCCGCGCGCCAAGGCUGCGACUGCUGCAUACAAGGUGCCACAGCGCCAGCCCGAUGCCGUGGUUGAGGAAAAGACCUCCGAGGACCAGGCCGCGCUAUAUCGCUUGAAUGGCGACCGCAACCCACUCCAUAUCGAUCCUGAAUUCAGCAAGGUCGGUGGGUUCAAGACCCCCAUCCUGCACGGCCUGUGUUCACUUGGUGUGUCCGCGAAGGCUGUCUUCUCCAAGUUCGGUGCCUACAAGAACCUCAAGGUGCGCUUCGCGGGCGUCGUCCUGCCUGGCCAGACCCUCAAGACGGAGAUGUGGAAGGAAGGCAACACCGUCCUCUUCCAGGCCACCGUUGUUGAGACUGGCAAGCCCGCCAUCACUGGCGCUGGUGCCGAGCUCCUCGAGGGCGCUAAGGCCAAGCUGUAA
Messenger RNA from Penicillium paradoxum, 2706 nucleotides. RefSeq names its product putative peroxisomal multifunctional beta-oxidation protein (MFP) (gene mfp). NCBI's taxonomy places the organism in Eukaryota, Fungi, Ascomycota, Eurotiomycetes, Eurotiales, Aspergillaceae. The transcript has 4 exons. Bases 1 to 2706 code for a protein of 901 amino acids. The record is from RefSeq and is a predicted model, not a curated record. Gene Ontology annotation, molecular function: oxidoreductase activity.